Messenger RNA from Anopheles maculipalpis, 1560 nucleotides. RefSeq names its product DEAD-box helicase Dbp80 (gene Dbp80). Gene Ontology annotation, cellular component: cytoplasmic stress granule; nucleus. Lineage: Eukaryota; Metazoa; Arthropoda; Insecta; Diptera; Culicidae. Gene Ontology annotation, molecular function: ATP binding; RNA helicase activity; RNA binding. The record is from RefSeq and is a predicted model, not a curated record. The transcript has 6 exons. Gene Ontology annotation, biological process: poly(A)+ mRNA export from nucleus. The coding region runs from base 1 to 1551 and encodes 516 amino acids.
AUGGCGGAUUCGGCAACUGAGAGCACCAAUGCAAGCGCUGCCACUGCUGCGGCCGCCGCCACUAACUGGGUGCAAAAGACGGAGGAUCAAGAAAUUUCCAAUUUGGUCGAUGGACUAGUUAUCGCAAACAAGGACAAAGGAAGCGGCGACAGUAAACAGGACGCAGCAAAGCCAGAAAAUGCGGAACUGGCAUCUGCGGUGAACGAUGCUGGUGCAUCGUCAGAAUCUGCUCCUUCGGCACCUACUGCGGGGACGGAAGAGAUCGAAGCUGUGAACCCGGCCGAUGCGAGUUUGCUGAUGAAAAUCAUUCGUAAGGGUUUGGUCGAAUCCAAACUAGAUCUGGAGGUACAGCGCAAAGAUCCAUCCUCUCCACUACAUUCCGUAAAAUCGUUCGAGGCUUUACAUCUGAAGCCGGAGCUUCUGCAGGGCGUGUAUGCUAUGGGCUUUAAUGCGCCAUCCAAGAUUCAGGAGACGGCCCUGCCGACACUGUUGGCCGAUCCGCCACAAAACAUGAUCGCUCAAAGCCAGUCCGGAACGGGCAAAACGGCGGCCUUUGUACUGGCAAUGUUGAGCCGCGUUGAUCCGCGCAAACCAUACCCGCAGGUCAUCUGCCUUUCUCCGACGUACGAACUUGCGAUUCAGACUGGGGAAGUCGCGGCUAAGAUGGCAAAGUUUUGCAAGGAAAUUAAGCUCCGGUUUGCGGUGCGUGGCGAGGAACUUCCGAAAGGACAGAAAAUUACCGAUCACAUCAUUAUCGGAACGCCGGGCAAACUGAUGGACUGGGGCAUUAAGUUCCGUGCGUUCGAUCUGCGCAAGAUUUCCGUGUUUGUGUUGGACGAAGCGGAUGUGAUGAUUGCUACCCAGGGCCACCAGGAUCAAUGCAUUCGGAUUCACAAGCAGUUGUCAUCGGCCUGCCAGAUGAUGUUCUUUUCGGCUACGUACGAGAAGGAGGUAAUGGACUUUGCGGAGUACAUCGUGCCGAAUCCAAUCGUUAUACGGUUGGCCCGCGAGCAGGAAUCGCUUGACAACAUAAAGCAGUACUACGUUAAGUGUAAGAACCAGGACGAAAAGUAUCAGGCCAUUUCGAACAUUUAUGGUGUGAUAACGGUUGGCCAAGCCAUCAUCUUCUGUCAUACUCGAAAAACUGCAGGCUGGUUGUCUGGCAAGAUGACUCAGGAUGGACAUUCAGUAGCAGUACUGUCCGGCGAGCUUACUGUCGAACAGCGCUUGGCCGUAUUGGACAGGUUCCGUGCAGGGCUUGAAAAAGUACUCAUCACUACGAACGUGUUGUCCAGAGGAAUCGAUGUCGAGCAGGUGACGAUUGUAGUGAACUUUGAUCUGCCGAUGGAUCAGAGUGGUCGAGCUGAUUGUGAAACCUAUCUGCACCGUAUCGGUCGCACGGGUCGUUUCGGCAAGAACGGUAUCGCCAUUAAUCUUGUCGACAGUGACCACAGCAUGGAUAUCUGCAGAACGAUUGAGGCUCACUUCCAGAAGAAAAUCCAACUGCUGGAUGCUGAGAACUCGGAUGAAAUUGAAAAGAUUGGCUCUUAGACAGGCGUA